This is a messenger RNA of Boleophthalmus pectinirostris (great blue-spotted mudskipper), 4172 nucleotides long. RefSeq names its product FYVE, RhoGEF and PH domain containing 1 (gene fgd1). The record is from RefSeq and is a predicted model, not a curated record. Gene Ontology annotation, cellular component: cytoplasm. Gene Ontology annotation, biological process: filopodium assembly; cytoskeleton organization. Gene Ontology annotation, molecular function: metal ion binding; guanyl-nucleotide exchange factor activity. NCBI's taxonomy places the organism in Eukaryota, Metazoa, Chordata, Actinopteri, Gobiiformes, Gobiidae.
UCCCCGCACCGACGCCUUCGUUCAUGACCGGAUUUGUGCUUUGCUGCGCGAUGUAUAUGGACAGAAGCAGCCUGACCAGGGGUCCGUCCUCCUCCAGUCCCAGUGCGCUGAAGCCCACCCCCCUCGACCCCUCCUCCUGCUCCCCGUGUGGACUUCAGGGACCUCUGGAUGCCCCGGACACGUCGGCGUCCGGCUCUGGCCCGGCCUCUCUGGAUGAGGCGGCGGGGCAUGUGGACCCAGGGUUAGGGCCCGUGGACGAGGCUUUGUUGGUGAACGACACAGGACCUCCGGAGCUGCCAGGGGACGCUCUGACUCCCUCAACCAGGAAGAGACUGCCCUCGGGGCCUAAACCACAGAUUCCUCCAAAGCCGCCUCACCUCCAGCAGGUGUCCACGCCCAGGCUCCGCCCCCGAGCUCCAGAGAAGCCCCUCCCACCAGCGCCCUGCAGGCCCCUCCCCUCGGACCCCCGCAGCCUCAGGCCCCUCCCCCGAGAUGCCACGGCCUCCCCCACCUCUGUACUGUCGCUCAUCGAGAAGUUUGAACGUGAGCAGCUCAUCAUGGUCCCUGACAUCACCGGCGGAGCCCUGUGUCCCCGCCUCCCUGUCAGCGACAUCACAUGUCACCCGUGUUCCUCUUCCUCCUCCACCUGCUCCUCUCCCUCUCCUCCUUCAUCUCCAGUCCCACUUUUAGACCCAGACAACAAACUGCCUGAAACCGAAACAGUAGUAGAAGAAAAUCAACCAAUCGAUCAAGAGCAAAGUGCCAAAAAUGAUGACGACGAGGAGGACUUGGGGGCGUGUGCAGACGUCAACAAACGCUUGUCUUUAGAAUCUGGGUACAGCGCAUCAGAAAAACACCUGGAGGACAUAGUGGAGCUGAGAGACCCGCCCCCGCAGGUCAUCGGCCAAUCAGAGCUGCUGAAUGAGCGCUUGUCCCUCCCCUCCUCACAGACGGAUGGAAAAUUGGCCAAUCGGGACAGCGGCAUUGACAGCAUCAGCUCCCCGUCUCACAGCGAGGAGCUCUGUUUUGCUGGCGUGGACGAAGGGGGUGUGGCUUAUUCAUGCAGCCCCGCUCACAUCAGAGAAGAAGGGGGUGGGGUCAGGAGGAGGCGGGAUUUAUCCGAGGAGGGAGACAGCGAUCUGGAGGAAGAGGCGGAGCUUACACUGGUGCUGCCCGCGACAAAGACUGACAGACAGGAUUCAGUCGAACUACUAAUACUUCUAUUAAUAUUUCUACUAGGCCACUGAUUACUACACAUUACCACUACUACUACCGCAAACCUGAUGUGAGUACUGCGUUCUGUCAUUGUUGUUCAGGUGUUUUGUGCUCGUCUCAUGGAGGAGUCCCGGGCUCGCUCCUCGUUCCCCUGUGACGUGGUCCAGGGAAUCUUCUCAAACAUCUGCUCCAUCUACUGCUUCCACCAACAGUUCCUCCUGCCCGCGCUGCAGAAACGCAUGGAGGAGUGGGACUUGAAUCCUCGGAUUGGAGACAUCCUGCAGAAACUGGCCCCGUUCUUAAAGAUGUACGGAGAAUAUGUGAAGAACUUUGACCGAGCCAUGGAGCUGGUCAACAUCUGGAUGGAGCGGUCAGCUGCGUUCAAGGCCAUAAUACAAGAUAUACAGAGGGAGGAGCGCUGUGGAAACCUGACUCUACAGCAUCACAUGUUGGAGCCUGUUCAGAGGAUUCCCCGAUACGAACUCCUGCUCAAAGAUUAUCUGCACAGACUGCCCGAGGACGCCCCCGACUACAGCGACGCUCAGAAGUCUCUGGAGCUGAUCGCCACGGCAGCAGAGCACUCCAACGCUGCCAUCAAGAAAAUGGAGCGUAUGAGGAAGUUACUAAAAGUGUAUGAGUUACUGGGAGGAGAGGAGGACAUCGUGAAUCCAACAAACGAACUGAUCAAAGAGGGACACAUGCUGAAACUGUCCAACAAGAACGGGACCACACAGGACCGCUACCUCAUACUGUUCAAUGACAGGCUGCUGUACUGUGUCCCAAAACUGCGCCUGAUUGGUCAGAAAUACGGAGUCCGAGCCCGGAUCGAUGUGGACGGGAUGGAGCUGAAGGAAACCAGUAGCAUUGCAGUUCCUCGGACGUUCCUCAUUUCAGGGAAGCAGAGAUCUUUGGAGCUACAGGCCAGGACAGAGGAGGAGAAAAGGGACUGGAUACAGGCGAUCCAAGUGACGAUCCAGAGACAUGAGCAGACCAUGGAGAACUACAGACUCACCUGCUCCCUGAGAGACGAGGACUCCACCCCUCCACACUCACCGAGCUGUGUGGAGCUGGGCAAACGAGCUCCCACUCCCAUCAGAGAGAAGGAGGUGACUCUGUGCAUGAAGUGUCAGGAACCAUUCAACUCCAUCACCAAGAGACGCCACCACUGUAAAGCCUGUGGACAUGUGGUGUGUGGGAAAUGCUCAGAGUUCAGAGCUCGUCUCUCCUACGACAACAACAGAACCAACCGCGUGUGUGUGGACUGUUACUGCACUCUGGUGGGGGUUUGUCCAUCCGCCGCAGUGAGCACGAGCACCAGCAGGAGGCGCUCUAUACUGGAGAAACAGGCGUCUUUAGCUGCAGAGAACAGUGUGAUGUGCAGCUUCCUCCACCUAAUGGAGAAGAGCUCGGGGCGUGGGUGGCAGAAGGCCUGGUUUGUGAUUCCAGAGAAUGAACCGCUGGUGCUCUACAUCUACGGAGCUCCGCAGGAUGUGAAAGCCCAGCGCAGCCUGCCUCUGAUCGGCUUCGAGGUCUCUCUCCCAGAAGCGUGUGACCGUUUGGAUCGACGCUUCGCCUUCAAAAUCUCCCAGAGCCACCUCACCCUGUACUUCAGCGCCGACGGGGAGGAGCUCCAGCGCAGAUGGAUGGACGUCCUAUCGCGCGCCGGCCGGGGGGAGGAGUUACAGGUGCACCAACCAAUCGCAGAGAGCCUGGAGGAGGAGGGGGAGGAGCCAGCCCCACCCGAUGGAGACAAUACGUGACUCUGAUUGGACAAUAGUUACGAUGAAAACUUGAUAGAAAAGGCAAUCUCGGCUGUGUGUAUAACCGUUGGGGGUUCACUUGCAUGAUUUACACAAUAUAACAGCCCAAUGUCACUAAAGUGCGCAGGGCUUAAAAUAUUCUUCCAUUUUCAAAUAUUUACAAAACCGUCCAAUCACGAGUCUGAUGGAAAAAGGGACUCUAAAUACUCCGUUUCCCAUGAGCCUCUGCAUCAUUACAGACACGACCUUUGCCCUAAAGUAGUGACAGAUUUUGUAAUAUAGUCAAAAUGUUUCCAAACUUCACUUCACUGUGCCGUAACUGCCCGGCAACCGAUGCUUAUUGGCUGAAAGGUUUUACACAGAGUAAAAUGUUUAUUUAUUAUGACAAAAUAGUUAUAGGGUGCUUCAAAAUAAAAGCACAAAUUUAAAAAGCCAAAUAGAUUUAUUGUUAGAAUAUUCACAUGAGAUGAGAUUUUAACCCAAACCAGAACUGCUGCUGUUUCUGAAAAGGAAUGAAGAUAUGUGAGAUUUUUUAUCAUUUGAAAGCAUUUGAAAAAGAAAAAGAUUUUCAAAAGAAGAAAAAGACUUGUUGUGCACUUGAGAAAACCAAACCAGUUUCACAUGUGUUUGUGGUCCUCUUCCUGCUGUGGCAGCACAUGUCACAGAAAAAAACAUUUCCCAGAAGUCCCCUUGUUAUUCUACUGCUGCUGUGAACUUCAAAUCAAUCUGAAACCUGUUCCCAAAAGUCUGUCAGUUAUAUUGAUCUGUCAAAAUUAUUUUCACAAAUAAGGGGGAAUGUUAUGCAAUCUGAUGGAAAGAAAGGAAGAUUUUCCAUUGCCCUUUGUUAUUCCGAGUUCCCUUCACAACAGUUUACAAACCACACGCUCCUCAGUUGUACAGAAAGUGCUUCCUUACACAUGGCUCCUUCAGCACAGGGUCUGAUGAAGAGGAAAUGAAAUGUUUACGUCACAUUUAUAUCAGACAAAACAACACACUGACACAGCUGCCUCAGCUCUCCACUCUGUCCUGGGUCAUACACUCUGCCCUGGGGCAGACUGAUGGAGACAUGGCAGCCAGCCGCCUCUCUGAUCUCACACAUGUUGUGACAGACCCACUGUUUUCAGAACUAAAGUAAAUAAUCUUAUUUGGCUAAUUUGGAUUUACUCAAUUUAACUGACAAACUAUUUAAUCAGAAAA